AUGGCUCGUCAUCGCAAUCGCAAAUCUAUCGUAGCAGACCAUCCCAUCCGCUCCUCCAAAAACAUCCAAUACCUCACCGACGAAGAGAUCAACGACUUCCUCGACGAUCUCGACCACGAUAACGAUGGACACAUAAACUACCACGAGGUCGAGCGCAAACUCGACCAAGAGCAUAAAGAGCUUGUUCCCAAGCCGAGCGCUCACCAUGUCAUCCACACCGACCACGACAACGAUGCGCGCCAUGCCUUUCUGCGCAGAAUGAUGGGCGAUUCGGGCGCCGACAAAAUUCCGAGAGAUGAGUUUGCCAAGAUGGUCAAGGAGUGGAAGAUUCCCUCGCUCAAGCAGGCGAAGAAGGAAGAAGAGGAGGAUAAGAGCUACAUCAAGAAACUGCCGGGUUGGAGACGAAUUCGCUCGUACUGGGCUGUUCAUGGACCUGAGAUUGUGUUUCUUGGUGUUGUGGUUGGUAUGCAGUUGGCCUUUGGAAUAUGGCAACUCGUCAAGUACCAGACCACGCCCAAAUACCGGAAUGGGUUCGGCUGGGGUAUCGUCAUGGCCAAGACCUGUGCUGGUGCACUCUACCCGACUUUCUUCUUCUUGAUCCUCAGUAUGUCGCGAUACUUUUCUACGUGGCUGCGCAGGUCGUACCACAUUUCGCGCUUCUUCAACUGGGAUCUUUCGCAGGAGUUCCACAUUCGUAUUUCUUGCGUCGCCAUCCUGCUUGCGAAUUUGCAUGCAAUUGGGCACUUGACAGGUUCAUUCCGUUCCGGAAGUAAUCCGGCCAACGAGGAUGAGGUGGCUGAAGUGCUUGGCGCUGAUGCAGUUCCCCGUCAGUACAGCGAUUUUAUUCGGACCUUGCCCGGUGUCACAGGUAUCGCUGGCCUUGCUCUGUUCUGGAUCCUUUCCCUCUUGAGUAUCCCGCAGGUGCGAAAGUGGAACUACGAAGUCUUCCAACUGGGUCACUUGCUCAUGUUUCCUAUCAUCGGUCUCAUGAUGGCGCAUGGUACUGCAGGUUUGUUCCAGUGGCCCAUGUUCGGAUACUUCCUCGCCUUCCCCACCCUCCUGGUCCUUGUCGAGCGCGUUGUUCGUAUUGGUCUCGGAUUCCAUCGCAUCAAGGCCACCAUGAAGGUUCUCGACAAAGAGACUGUUGAGAUCACGGCUAUCAUUCCGAGUGAGCGUCUUUGGAAGUACAAGGCUGGACAGUACAUCUUCCUUCAAGUUCCCAAGAUCAGCUUCUUCCAAUGGCACCCCUUCACUGUCUCUUUCUGUCGCGGCAACAAGAUGAUGCUGCAUAUCAAGACUGACGGUAACUGGACUGAGAAGCUUCGUGAGCUUGGAGGUGAAUCUGGAGAGUCGGAGAUUGAAGUCGGCAUCAAUGGUCCUUUCGGUGCACCCGCUCAACGCUUCUACGACUUCAACCAUUCCAUCAUCAUAGGUGCUGGUAUCGGUGUUACUCCCUUCUCUGGUAUUCUGGCCGAUCUGCAGUAUAACGACGAUCUCGACCACGGGGGUCCAAACCAUGAAGUCGAGCAUAAUCACGAAGACUCGCAUACCCACCAUGACUCCGAAGCAACUGCAGUCCCUCCACCUAACCAGCGAUCCAACUCCAACACCAGCGGAGAAUCAUCAAACACCGAUAACGUUCCCGAGACACCCACCCGCCAGGGAAGCGUCGGCCCCGACCUCAUCAACAAAGAGAAAGCACCCCAUGCCGACCGAGCAGGUACCUUUGCAGACGAUUACCGCCGCGUCGACUUCCACUGGAUGGUCCGCGAACGAAACUACCUCCUCUGGCUCUCCGAUUUACUUAAUGACGUAUCCAUGAGUCAAGACUGGCACCGCGAUCACGAGGUCGCUCCCCAUCUUGACAUCCGUAUCAACACGCACGUAACAGCGAAGCAGAAGAAGAUAUCAACACACGUGUACCGCUGGCUUCUUGAGAUGCACCGCACAGAUGAACAUCCCGCCUCCCCGCUUACAGGUCUUCUCAAUCCCACCAACUUCGGACGACCAGAUUUUGAUCAGAUUCUCGACGAGCAUUACGAGGAGAUGCUCAAGUUCCGAGCUAGUAAGCGACCUGAUAGGAGGGAUAAGGAAGACGAGAACUUUGAAGAGGAUGAGGAGCUCAAGGUUGGUGUGUUUUACUGUGGUGCGCCUGUCGUGGGUGAGAUCCUGGCGGAUAAGUGUCGGGAGCUUACGCUGAGGGCUUGGAAGGAUGGAAGUAAGUUGGAGUAUCACUUUAUGAUUGAGGUAUUUGGAUAA
Messenger RNA from Fusarium coffeatum, 2259 nucleotides. RefSeq lists its product as uncharacterized. Lineage: Eukaryota; Fungi; Ascomycota; Sordariomycetes; Hypocreales; Nectriaceae. The record is from RefSeq and is a predicted model, not a curated record. The transcript has a single exon. Gene Ontology annotation, biological process: superoxide anion generation; defense response. Gene Ontology annotation, cellular component: NADPH oxidase complex; plasma membrane. The coding region runs from base 1 to 2259 and encodes 752 amino acids. Gene Ontology annotation, molecular function: superoxide-generating NAD(P)H oxidase activity; calcium ion binding.